Solea senegalensis (Senegalese sole) is the source of this 11669-nucleotide messenger RNA. RefSeq names its product protocadherin-16-like. Gene Ontology annotation, biological process: homophilic cell-cell adhesion. The coding region runs from base 91 to 9936 and encodes 3281 amino acids. Gene Ontology annotation, cellular component: plasma membrane. Gene Ontology annotation, molecular function: calcium ion binding. The record is from RefSeq and is a predicted model, not a curated record. NCBI's taxonomy places the organism in Eukaryota, Metazoa, Chordata, Actinopteri, Pleuronectiformes, Soleidae. The transcript is spliced from 21 exons.
UCUUCACAAGGGAAUAACACGGAGGCAGUGAGAAGUCUCUUAUAACGCAGAGCAGAGGAGCAGAUGAAUGUUUAAAUAGAAGGAGCCAACAUGAAGACAGCUGCCAAGGGUUUCGGGAAAUCUGUGAUGGACCCUUCGCAUUGUGAGGGUUGGUGGAACAGAAGGAUAGUGCUCAUGCUGUAUGUGGCCUUGGAGCUUGUAACAGUCCAUUCGACCGUUGUCCUCGGGACCCUUGAGCUACAGCUAGAUGAAGAACAACCAGCCGGCACCAUUGUGGGUGAUAUCAGUGCUGGACUUCCUCCGGGCAUCACAGCAUCUUUGUACUUCAUCUCAGACCACGAGGGAACAGGUGUUGGCACAGAUUUGGACAUAGAUGAGAGCACGGGCAUUAUUAAAACUGCCAAGGUUCUUGACAGGGAAGUGAGGGAUCGAUACAACUUCAUUGCCGUCACUAUGACGGGGGUGACCGUGGAGGUGACCAUCAAGGUGAAUGACAUAAACGACCAUGCCCCAAUGUUCUCAAGAAAGCGUGCAAUGUUUAAGAUCCCCGAGCAGACAGCCAUCGGAACUAGGUUUUCUCUUGACCCGGCUGUGGAUGCAGAUAAAGGCCUGUUUACUACACAGGGUUAUCUUAUAAAAGAUGGAAAUGUUGGCCAGACCUUCACCUUGGAAACCAGGAGGGGAAGCAAUGGCGUUCUCUAUCUGGACCUGGUGGUCAAUGCCAUUCUAGAUAGAGAGAAAAGAUCUACUUACACAUUGUCCUUGGAGGCCUUUGAUGGCGGUUCACCUAAAAGGACUGAUCAGAUGACAUUAGAUAUUACUGUGCAAGACAUUAAUGACAACGCUCCUGUUUUUAAUCAGAGCCGCUACCAUGCCAUAAUAUCUGAGAACCUCCAACCGGGAAGCAACAUCCUGCAGGUGUUCGCCACAGAUGCUGAUGAAGGUGACAAUGGGAUGGUGCUGUACGAGAUCAACAGGAGACAAAGUGACCCUGACCGCUAUUUUGUCGUUGACUCUCGAACGGGCGUCAUCACACUCAAUAAACCACUGGACUUUGAGAUGAGGAGAGUCCAUGAGUUGGUGGUGCAGGCGCAAGACAAUGCAACGCAGCCAGAAGUGACCAAUGCCUUUGUCACCAUCCAUGUCAGAGACUACAAUGACAACCAGCCCACGAUGACCAUCAUCUUUCUUAGUGAGGACGGAUCACCUAGAAUCUCAGAGGGUGCUCAACCAGGUCAGUACGUAGCCAGGAUCUCAGUCACUGACCCAGACUAUGGAGAGUAUGCCAAUGUCAACGUUUCGCUAGAGGGAGGGGAUGGAAAGUUUGGUCUGACCACAAAGGAUAGUAUUAUCUAUCUGAUGUGUGUGGACCAGAUUCUGGACCGUGAGGAAAGAGACACAUAUGAGCUGAGAGUGAUGGCGACAGACUCGGGGACCCCUCCCCUCAGAGCCGAGUCCUCCUUCAUCAUCCAGGUGAUGGACGUCAAUGACAACCCUCCUCUGUUCGACCAGCCAGUGUACAGACAAGUCAUACCUGAAGUUGUGUUUCCGGGGAGUUUCGUGUUACAAGUGACAGCUCGAGACAAAGACCAGGGGCCAAAUGGGGACAUUAACUACAGCAUAUUGCAAGGCCAAGGCGCAUACUCAAGCUGGUUCACUAUAGACGCCAUCACAGGGAUUAUCACCACUCUGUCCCAGCUGGAUUAUGAAAAGAACCCCAAUCCGAGUAUAACUGUGGUAGCCAGAGAUGGUGGGAAACCACCACUGUCCUCCACUGCUGUGGUUAACAUUGUGCUGCAGGAUAUAAAUGACAAUGAGCCCGUCUUUGAGAGAAACUUCUACAACGUCUCCAUCAAGGAGAACACCAUUCCAGGGACCUGCAUUCUUGAGGUGACCGCGACAGAUGCAGAUGGCGGCUCCUUUGGAUCCAUCACCUACUCCCUUGGCUCUGGCAUUAACAGCGCCGUUCCCACCCAGUUCACCAUUGGCAAGGAGACGGGCCAGAUCUGCACCAGUGCUCCGCUGGACAGAGAUCAAGGGCCGUCCGGCUUCGACUUCACCGUUACUGCAGUAGAUGGGGGCGGACUGAGUUCAGUAGCCUAUGUGAAGGUGGAUCUGGUCGACAUUAAUGAUAACAGACCUGCGUUCUACCCCGUCAGCUAUGCUGUUAGUCUGAGCACACAGAGCACUCCCGGGACAUCUGUUGUCAGAGUGACGGCCUAUGACCCAGACUCAGGCGAGAAUGGCAAAAUAACUUACAAGACGGUGCCUGGAGGGGCCUCCCCAUACUUCACUCUCAACAAAGACACAGGCGUGAUCUCCCUGUCUCGGUCUGUCUACGGGAAAGCCAACUCCAUUAUUCCCAUGGUCAUCUCCGCUCAGGAUGGCGGUGGUCUGGUUGCCCUUGUCAAUGCCAGAGUCAACAUUAGUGUGGUGGCUGGGCUGGUGGCGCCACCUGUGUUUGAACAGACACAGUACUACUUCACUGUAUCAGAGGACGUCCUGCGAGGGACAGUCGUAGGUGCUGUCCAGGCCAGCAGUAAGACAGGCACCAACAGAGACGUCUCUUACACCAUCAGCUCUGGGGACCCUGGGGGUUACUUCACAGUGGAUCCCGACACUGGGGUCCUAAGGACGAGUCUGCCCCUGGAUCAUGAAGCCCAGUCUGCACUUGAUUUGGAGAUUCAGGCCCGCAGCGGAAACCCACCAGCCUUUGGGCAGACCCGUGUCCACAUUAACAUCGCGGACAUCAAUGACAACCUGCCCAUUUUUCUUCCCUCGUCCUCAGAGUCCCUGCUGCUGCUCGAGCAUACAGAAAUGGGCACAGUCAUUUACCGGGUGCAAGCUGACGAUCUUGACUCUGGAGUAAAUGGACAACUCAGCUUUGACCUUUCCUCUCCCAGUGCAAUCCAAAGGACCUUCAGCAUAGAUCGCAGCAGCGGAGAAAUCCGACUGGUUGGGAGUCUCAACUAUGAAAUGACCCCUCGGUAUGACCUCCAGGUGAUUGCCAAGGAUAAUGGAGCACCCCAGCUUAGUGCCACCUUCAUGCUUGUGGUACAUGUCCAGGCAGAGAACGACCAAGGACCGGUGUUUGAUACCCUCACCUACCGUGUAGAAUUAAAGGAAGGCAUGCCGAUUAACACCCGCUUCCUCCAGGUCAGAGCCCUGAACAGAGAGACUCCCGGCUCGGGUCACUUCAGUCCUAUGGCAUAUCACCUGCGUCCAGACGGGGAUGCUGCAGGGUUUGGCAUCGCUGCAGACAGUGGCUGGCUGUUUGUGAAGAGUGCCCUCGACAGAGAGGUCAAGGACAUGUAUCUCUUAACAGUGAUGGCGAGCUCAGGCCACGGACAGUUAAAGAAGACGGGCAGCGCGACGGUGCGUAUAUCGGUGACGGACGAGAACGACAACUCUCCGCGCCUCACACAGGAAAGGGUGUUCAUGGCUGUGAGAGAAAACCUGCCCGCAGGAACGGGCUUCGGUCACGUGUCAGCCACAGACCGAGACAGUGGCCAUAACGGACGCCUCGGCUACCGCUUUCUGCACCCUGACCGCCACUUCCAAAUAAACUCCCACACAGGUGAGAUCAGUACAAGGGCGACUCUGGACAGAGAGCAGCAGUCCAGUUACCAGCUGGUGGUGGUGGUGCAAGACGGAGGUUCGCCUCCCCGCAGCGCCACCGGCACAGCCUUCAUCACCGUCCUCGAUGACAACGACAAUGGCCCCACUUUUACCCACAGCCAGUCAGGGAAAAACCUCAUUAUACAGGUGACAGAAGGUCAGUCUUCAGGCGUGUUAAUGGGCUCAAUUCAAGCCAAGGACCCAGAUGAAGGAGAGAACGGCACGGUGUUCUACUCCUUGUCAGGUCCGAGGGCUGAGCGUUUCUCUUUAAACCCAAACACCGGUGAACUGCGUUCGUCAUCUCCCCUGAGCCACUCGGAGCGAGCCGAGUACAGUGUGACGGUGACGGCCACUGACAGAGGACUCCCCCCUCGCAGCACCUCCUGCUCCCUCACCAUUCAGGUUCUCAGCAUUAACAGACCCACGUCCAAAACCAAUUCACUCUCCCUAUCUUUCAACUCUGUGGAGGAAGCCAAGCCUGGAUCUGUUAUUGGUUCGGUUCGUCUCCAUGACAGAGAAACACCAGAGGAAGGAGAGGUGACCUACACGGUGGUUGGAGGUACGGACCGCGAUGGAACAUUUGUCGUAGACCGUCUGACUGGAGACGUGUAUCUGGCUCGCCCCCUUGACUAUGAACGAGAGGCACACUACACCCUGCACAUAGAGGUGGAUGACUUUUCUCAGGCCCCCCCCAGCAGCACCUUGGUCGACCUUGGCAUCGAUGUAGAGGACAGCAACGAUCAUGCUCCUCAGUUCCCUGAAGACCCCAUCACCAUCGUCAUCUCUGAGAGUUUGCAACCUGGUUCUUCCAUCUAUACAUUCCAGGCUAUCGAUAAGGAUGGCAGUGGGCCCAACAGUGAGCUUAGGUACUCCGUUCUCCACCAGUGGCCAAGCACCCCUGGCCUCCUCAACCUGGACCCCUCCACUGGGGUUCUGUCCUUGGGCCAGGAUCUUGACCAUGAAACCACCUCCAACCUGAUUCUGGUUGUGAAGGCAACAGACUCUGCCAUUGAUGUCAGUCAGAGGCGCUGGGGCUCUGUCACAGUAAGGGUCUACGUCACCGAUGAGAACGACAACCCGCCAGUGUUUAGCUCUCCGACAGCUGUCAGUGUAAUGGAAGACCAGCCAGUGGGCUUUGUGGCUUUGUAUGUCAUGGCCAGAGACGCAGACCAAGGAGAGAACGGUAGAGUGACGUACAGCAUCCAGUCAGGAAACACCGGAGGAACGUUCAGUCUGAACCCUAACACCGGCUCUUUGUCGAUCUUCAAACCUCUGGAUCGGGAAGAGCAAGACAUCUUUAACCUCACCGUAAUCGCCGUGGAUCACGGGACACCCCAGCACUCAUCGAGCCAGCUGCUGUGUGUCCAUGUGAUUGAUGUUAAUGAUGAGGUGCCCUGGUUUGAGGAGAGCCAGUAUGAGGCCCAGAUCUUGGAAAACCAGCCUGCAGGAACUAGUGUGUUGACAGUGUUUGCCUCUGAUCUGGACCAGGGAACCAAUGGGCAGGUGACAUACGGCGGCAUCUCAGAAGAGAGUUUCCGAAUUGACCCAGUGACGGGUGUCAUAACCACCAUGAAGUUGCUGGACCGGGAGCUUCAAGAACACUACACCGUGACAGUUUAUGCAAAGGAUGGAGGACUUCUGCCCAACUACGCUAAAGCAACAGUGAGGAUCAGAGUGAUUGAUGAGAAUGACAACCCCCCAGUCUUUGGACGUCUCUACUAUAGCAUAGAGGUGCCGGAAAACCUGGACGCGAUGCCCCUGUUCACCCUCAGAGCCACUGACCCGGAUACAGGAAACAGCGGGGAGAAGAGCUACAGAAUUACAGCUGGAGAUCCAUCAGGAGACUUCCAUUUAGACAGACGGACUGGUGUGCUGUCCACUUCAAAGCCUCUGGAUCGGGAAAAAAGGGCUGGAUACACACUAACAGUCACGGCUCAAGACCAGGGCUACCCUCCCCUCAGCGGCACCACCACUGUGGAGGUUACCGUUCUAGACAUCAAUGACCACAGCCCAAAGUUUCAGAGCAGCAGCUACACUGCAGAUAUUUCCGAAGAUGUUCCAAUUGGCUCAUUGGUUCUGGAGGUGAAAGCCGUUGAUCUGGACCAGGGCCUGAACAGUCAGGUACUGUACUUUCUGAGCCGCGGCUCCAAGAGCAUGUUCAUCAUUGACCAGAACACAGGCCGCAUCAUCACAGCAGCUCCUCUAGACAGAGAGAGAACGGCCUCUUACACCUUUGAGGUGUGUGCUACCGACUCGUCUCCAGCAAACCCACGUAACUCCACUGCUCAGAUGACGGUCUAUAUUCAAGAUGUGAACGACAACACUCCCUUCUUCAUUCAGGAUCCCCUUAUUGUGAACGUCUCCUCCAGCAGUGUGUCUAGCCGUCGGGUGUUAGCCACCAUGCGAGCGGAGGACAAGGACUUUGGGGCCAAUGGCUCAGUUUUUUAUCGCUUUGCCAACCCUGUGAGAGGCUUCACGAUUAACUCGCUGACAGGAGACAUUCAGGCCACAGAGAAGCUGCAGACUUUGACCCAAAGCCAGAGAACCUUGAUAGUUCAGGCCAUGGACCAGGGAAACCCGGCUCAAUCAUCCCUUGGAGUGGUUAUCAUUUACAUUAGGGAACAGAGCUACACAGGGAUUCGCUUCUCACGCACAGCCCGAGAUGUCAGUCUGCAAGAGAACGCUGCUACAGGCACAGUGGUAACACAGACCCAGGCCCGGUACCCUGAUGGCUCCCAAACUGGUAUCAGCUACAGUAUUUUCAGUGGAAACAGAUUACAGUCUUUUGGAAUUAACACCAUUACUGGUGAAAUAUGGGUCCAGAAAUCUGAAGGCAUAGACUUUGAGGAGACCCCGAAGCUACGCCUGGUGGUGAAAGCUGAGACGGCAUCCUCCAGCUCCUACAUGGCUGUCAACUUGAUCCUGCAGGACGUCAACGACAACUUGCCACGCUUCCAACUCCAGAACUACGUAGCCUACAUUAGAGAGGCACAGGGCCACGAUUUCCCCAUUAUCCAGGUUGCAGCAGAGGACUUGGAUCAGGGUCAAAAUGGUCAAGUGACUUACUCAAUCAGAUCAUCAUCGAUGAGUGGCCUGUUUAAGAUAGACCCACUGACCGGCUAUAUCACCACUGCAGCCAUAAUGGACAGGGAGAUCUGGACGCAAACAAAGCUUGUUGUUACGGCAACAGACCGAGGAACCCCGCGGCUCGCUGGCUCCGCCACUCUCACUGUGAUCAUCAUCGAUCUCAACGACAACAGUCCCAUGAUUCCACUGCCCCGGGAGAUCCAUGUGCCUGAGGACACUCUGAUUGGCACAGUUAUCACCCAGGUAACUGGCAAUGAUGUGGAUUCAGGGCCGGCCCUCUCCUACACACUGCACCUGGAUACAAAUAGCCAAGGCAUGUUUGGGAUUCAUCGAUAUGGAGGCGGCGUGUCUCUGACUGGGCCUCUGGACUACGAGGAGAGGACGUGGUACACUCUGACCAUCCGCUCGUCAGACUCUAAACAUCAAAGUGAGGCAAACCUCACCGUGCUGGUGGACGAUGUGAAUGAUAAUACACCCACCUUUACUCAAGACUUUUAUCAGGCAACAGUACCAGAGCACCUGCCAGCAGGCAGUGCCGUCAUCACAGUUACCGCCACGGACCGCGACUCUGGAGAGAAUGGGAAGAUCAGCUACAGAGUGAUGUCAUCAACCAGGGGCAUCUUCUACAUUGACCCAAACAAUGGGACUCUGUUUGUGAACCAAAAAACGGAGUUUGACUUUGAUAAUCCCUCCAUUUUGGUGCUGAUUGAGGCGCGGGACCACGGCACUCCACCUCUUUCAUCCAUUGCCACCAUCCAAGUGCAAGUGUCUGACGUCAACGACAACACCCCCAUCUUCCAUCAGUCAGAGUACAGAGUCACUGUCUCCGAAGAUGGACUUCCUGGAUCAACCGUUCUGAUUUUAGAAGCUGUCGAUGGAGACCUGUCGAGGGACAACUGUGGUUUUGAUUUUGCAAUCGCCAGUGGCAACUCCGGUAAUGCCUUCCAGAUUGAGAGCAGUGUGCGUUUCUUGGAGGGGCAGGGAUUCCAGACAGUUGGCAGCCUGAUUCUGGUGGAAGAGCUGGACUUUGAAGUGGUACCAAGCUAUAACCUGACCGUCGUGGUCUCUGAUCGAGGAAUCCCUCAACGUAGCUCCAGUGUGCCUGUCCUCAUUAGUGUCACCGAUGCAAACGACAACCCACCAAUUUUCAGCAGGGCGGAGUACAGCGUGGCGCUGAGUGAAGCUGCAGCAGCAGGGACGGAGAUCCUUCAUCUGUCUGCCACAGAUCCAGACUCGGCUCCCAAUGGAGAGGUGCAAUACUCCAUAAGCUCAGGAGACGAGACGGACCUUUUCCAAGUGGACCAGUGGACUGGAGCUUUGAGGCUGCGGCGACCUCUAGACAGUGAGAGACAGUUGAACCAUAUGAUUGUUGUUCAGGCCACUGAUGGUCAAGAGCACUAUGCUUUGGCCCCAGUCAGUAUUGAGGUGAAGGAUAUUAACGAUAACCGCCCCUUCUUUCCCCUUAAACUCGUAACUGCGAGCGUCAGGGAAAAUCAGCCCCAGAAUGCCUUAGUCACCAUGCUGCAUGCAAUAGACCAUGACAGAGGUCUUUUUGGACAGUUGAGGUACUACAUGUUAGACAGCUCCAAAGAGGCAAGAGAUGCUUUCCUCAUCGACCAGAGUUCAGGACAAGUGCGGACUCGCUCUACCUUUGACUUUGAGAAAGUAGCCUCGUUCCAAUUUGUGGCCGUUGCCAUGGACGCUGGGAACUAUUCAGCCAGUGUUACCGUGCAGGUUUAUGUAACGGGGGAGGAUGAAUAUGAUCCUGUUUUCACAUCUCCCCAGUUUUCAUUUGAAGUGCCUGAGGGAGCAAAGAAAGGUCAGAUCAUUGGCAAAGUUCAGGCCAAAGAUGAGGACGGAGGCGUGGACGGCAUUGUUCUCUACACUUUAGCAGACACUUCGCCUUAUUUUGAAGUUAACAAAUCAACAGGAGCAAUAUCUUUGAAGAUGGACAGCUAUAGUAGACACAUGAGCCGUUCUAAAAGAGAGCUGCGUCUCAUGACGCUGGACGUAAAUGCUCACAGCCCUCUGGAGGCGUCCCGCGUAGCAGUGGCUAAAGUUACUGUGGAUGUGACCCACACGUCUUUUGGUCUCACCACAGACAUGAAUAUGCUGCUCAUCAGCGUCAUUGCAGUUUCGCUAGGGACCAUAGUCAUUCUGAUCGUCAUAGCUAUGGCACUAUUUUUUAUGAAAUUAAGACGUCAGAAGAGGCAACACAAAGGACAUGGACGAACGCCAACAUCAGGUACUAUGCUGCAUAAGCUCGAGGAAACUAAAAUAACAGCAAAUGAAAUGAUAUACCAUCAAGCCCUUCCUGGAUACACGACUAGUCAAAGUGGCGGCGGCGGUCCGUACACUCGCGGCGGAUCCUUGGAUCCCUCCCACUCCAGUGGGCGUGGCUCAGCUGAGGCAGAAGCAGCAGAGGAUGAUGAGAUCAGAAUGAUUAAUGAAUACCCACGGGUAUCGAGCAUCUCCUCCUCCAUGCAAGAACGUAUUUCUGCCCGAGGUCCAGACUCCGGAAUCCAACAGGAUGCAGAUCAGCUCUCAGACGUUUCCUGUGAGCCCUCCAUUGACUGGUUCAAAGGGAAGAAGCUGGGCAGUCUGAACAGCACUCUAUUAGCUGGUCAGGUGCCAGUCUACAGGGACGAGGGGGGAGGGUACGUGGGUGUUGGACGGGGACUCAGCAUCUCCCAUCCGAAAGAAUAUACUUUCCCCGAGGAUGGGAAGCCUCCUGUUGAUGGCUCCCUGACUGCCAUCGUGGCCAGUGAUGAGGAGAUGAGGGGCAGCUAUAACUGGGACUACCUGUUGAACUGGUGUCCCCAGUUCCAACCAUUAGCCAAUGUUUUUACCGAAAUAGCACGUUUAAAAGACGAAACGGCUCCAUCUCAAUCCCGCAGGUCAUUUCACCACAAGGCAAAGGCCGAGUCAAGAAUCGACCCGCCGCCUCUCAUAACCUCGGUGGCCCACCCCGGGGCCAAAACUGUACCACCAAAACCCGCCGUAGGGAGAACAUUCCCACACUUGUCGUCUUUUCGAAGAUCUCCCCUUAGCGCUGAGGGAUCCAUCUCCUCAGCUGCCAUGUCUCCGAGUUUCUCCCCCUCUCUGUCACCGCUGGCCGCGCGCUCUCCUGCGAUCACACCCUUCAGCGUCUCGCAGGGCCCGUCUGCAUCCAUGAUCAGUGCGACCGAACACCAUUUGGAACACAUCGAGGAGGCAGAACUGAGGAUUUAAACUCUUAAAAAUACUUUCACGGUGAAUAAAAACUGAAUCAUUGCGGUCCCAGACUUAUUCUACUGUAUAACCACAGUGGCUGCAACUUGAAAUCUCGUCUCUUUUCUUAAGAGAACAAGUACACAAGGUUACAAGGAGAAGUUCAAAUAGCUGAAGCUGCAGUGCUUACUGGAAAACUGAACAACAUGACUAACCAUGCAGGACAAAGUGGACCAUGCCUUUUGUGUGUGUGCGUGCGUUUGUGAGAAACUUCUUAUUCCUCUGUUGAUCAGUGUUAAUUUGCACAUUCGAAUAGGAAUUCAUACAUGAUGUCAAUAUUUUGUACAAAAGCCUUGUCUAUAUUUUUAUACUUAUGUGGUUUCUGACAAGAAAUGGCAUUAAAGUGUCAAAAAAAAAAAGGUUGCUCAAAACCUCAGAAUAUAUUUCUAUAUUUGUAUAUUUGUAGCUUGUACUGUAUACAUGUUUGUACUGUAUGUUUGUUUCAUCUCUUGUAAUUAUUUGCCUUGUGGACUCAAAAUGAAGCUCUUCAUUAAUGCUUUAUGAAUUGGGACUUUUGUAACAGAUUAUUGUAAAUAUUUAUAGAAGAGGAGCCUUGAACAAACGAAACAUCAGUCAGAAUAGCAUAUUGUUCAUUCAGGGUUUUCUCCGGAUCCGAUGUUUGAUCUCAUAUCAAAGGUAAACGUGAAUGUGUUUCUAUAAAAGGAAAAUAAAACUUGACAUCUGCUGAUCCUGUUCUUUAGGUUUCCAGGCUUUAAUUUCUCACUUUGAGCCUUACUGCAUUUCAUGUCACGUUGUGGUGAUAAAAUAAUUCACUUGAAACCGAACAUUCAGCAGCUAUGUAAGUAAAAUCGUUUGCUCAAUCAGCAGCCUAAUCAUUCCAGAAAAUGUAAGGUCAUUUAUCCACACACCUAAUUUUACUAAGUACAAAAUGGAAGCCAGUGCCAUCUCCACAGCAGGUUUCUUCAUAAUCUGUCCAGAGCGGUUUGGAUUUACUGACAAAUGUAAUGAAGGUCUUUUAUUUUUACCACAAUUUGUCUCCCUUUUUUUCUUUUAGCACCACAAGAAAAUACUAUAAAAGGACUAAAGGUUGAACAAACAAAUAGUGUAUAUUUGAAUAUGUAUAUGAAUGUUCACACACUAGAGAAUGUUUCCUUGUCAUUGAGAAUAAAUUGUCAUGUAAGUCUUCAGCCAUAAUUCACAAUAUUUUGUACACCGAUGCCUACAACAGAAAUAUAUUCAUGGUUAUAAGAAUUGUAUUUUUGACUUUGGGUACAGAAAAAAAAACAUUGUGUAAAUCUCCAUUAAUGACUACCUGGAGCUCUGUCUCUGCUUAAAUGCUGAUCCCUCUGACAUAUUUUAAUUUAAGUAUUUUGUUUUUGUUCUAAUGCCCUUUUAAAAAGUAUAUUACGCAACAAUAACAUUUUCCAGUAUUUUUAUUUAUUACAUGAACACCUCUGAUGCUGAGAGAUGUGUCAAUCUUUUUUCAAGGGAGCUAUUUAGACCAUAGCCAAAUGAGCAUGAACACUACCUAUUUGAUAUGAUGAGGGUACUUUCUUUUGUUUUUUGUUUUUUUUGGUAUUGUUUUGUGUUGAACAGUGUUACCUACCUUUUGUUUCAUGUUUGUCCAGACUUUGUGUAUAAAUAUGCCAUAAAGAAGAGAAAUUCCCCUUUCUAGGUUUGUCCAGAGAUGUGUCUUGAGCAAAGUGCCUGAUUAAAGUACUUACAUGAACACA